Molecule: messenger RNA, 1045 nt
Organism: Frankliniella occidentalis (western flower thrips)
Lineage: Eukaryota; Metazoa; Arthropoda; Insecta; Thysanoptera; Thripidae
Product: CD63 antigen
Exons: 5
Coding region: 109-945 (278 amino acids)
Cellular component (GO): membrane
Source: RefSeq, a predicted model, not a curated record
CGCGCGCGCGCCCCCGCCCGCCGACGGCACUCGAGCGGUGUGUAGUGCGGUGUGAGGUGCUAGUGUUGUUGGGCCAGCGCCGUCGUCUCCUUCCUCUCCUCCCUCAACAUGACGGUCGCCGACGACCUGGGCAUCGGGAUGCGGUGCAUCAAGUACCUGCUCGUGGCCUUCAACUUCCUCUUCGCGCUGAGCGGCCUGCUGCUGGUGCUCACGGCCAUCAUGGUGGCCGGGCCCCUAUCCGAGCUGACGCCCCUCCUGGAGCGCCAAUUCAUGUCCCCGGGCGUCCUGCUGGGCAUCGCCGGCGGCGCCGUGAUCGUCGUGUCCUGCUUCGGCAUCUGGGGGGCGAUGCGCCAGAGCACCGCUCUCGUCACGCUGUUCUCGUUCCUGCUGUCUCUGCUGCUGCUGCUGGAGCUGGGGGCCGCCAUCUCCGCCUUCCUCAUGCAGAAGGACUUGCGCCACAUCCUCACGAGGAACAUCUUCCACGCUAUGGAGCUCUACGACAGCGACCCAGCCACCAAGCACGCGAUCGACCGCAUGCAAAACGGGCUUCGCUGCUGCGGCUACGACUCCCCGGAGAACUGGAAGGAUAUCAGCGGCCACGAGACCAACAUCCCCAUGUCGUGCUGCUUUGACUUCCCCGAACUGAACAGCGGCAACCACACCCAGGAGUGCACCUUAAACCUCGUCCAGUCUGUCCCCAUGGAGGGCUGUGUCAACCAGUUGGGCCUUUUGCUUCUGCGGGGCUCGGCGUUCAUUGCGUCCACCGCCGUGGUCACCGCCUUCACCCAGUUCCUUGGUGUCCUCUUUGCCUGCACUCUCGGACGUUCUAUCCGCCAACAAAAGACCCUGAGGGAGAUGAGGCGUACUCAGCUGCGAAACAACCUUAUUAACUCAUACUCUCCACUUGAAACUAAGCCCAUGCCUCCGAUUACGAUUACUUAUUAAAUAGUGCUUGUAAUACAAAAGUAGGCUAAUUUAUAUUAAGUUCUUCCUUGAACAAUUCUUUUAUGUCUGAUUACAGUAAAAUAAAAUAUGAAAAACUUUA